AGUGCCAAGUAGCUCAGAAACAUCGCUCCCUUUAUUAACAGUUUUGCACCGUACACUUACCGUGAAAUCGUCGCUGUGCAUCAAACAAAGUAAACAUACACAGAAAAACACAAACUCUCUGAGAAAAAACAAAACAAACGAGGCAGCGAAACGAAAUUCGGGUUGCCUGCCUCUGAAGGCAACCACGAGUAUGGCGAGAAGGCGACGUCAGCGCCACACUUAGGUGGACAUGGUGUCUCACACGCACGUGCGCGGAGCCGUUGCACAACUAUGCGCUUUCUCCUCCCGUUACGUUCACGUCUGUCCUCUCCUGCACUAUUUGCACGUCUACAGAAGACACGAAGCGAUCUGCUGCAAAGUUAACCGCGGCGGCGGCAACAAACGCAUCACCGCUCAGCUACUCUGUACCAAGAGCACGCGAAAACCGCACAGCUCUCGGCGAGCGAGGGCAUCGCAAAGUCACAGCGGCACUCCGAAACAAGCGAGAUGCAGCGAGCCAGCCGGUGGGCCGUGCGGACAGCGUCUCUUUGGCGGCAGAGCACCAGCCUUCGCGGCGUUUCGGGCUCGGCGGCGCUGCGCAGCGACCAACUGUUCGUCCACCGCGACGACGAGCACAACAACGCCAAGGUCAAGUUCGAAUUUACGCCCGAGAACGCGAAGCGCGCCGAGGCGAUCACCAGCAUCUACCCUGAGGGCCACAAGAACGCCGCGGUCAUCCCGCUGCUCGACCUGGCGCAGCGGCAGCACGGCUGGCUGCCGCUGACCGCCAUGCACUACGUGGCCGACUACCUGGGCAUGCCGCGUAUGCGCGUCUACGAGGUGGCCACCUUCUACACCAUGUUCAUGCGGCAGCCCGUCGGCCGCUACCACGUCCAGGUGUGCACCACGACACCAUGCAUGCUGCGCGGCGCCGAGGACAUUCAGGCGUGCGUGGAACGCAAGCUGGGCAUCCGGCCGGGCGAGACGACGUCCGACGGACUGUUCACGCUCAGCGUGGUCGAGUGCUUGGGCGCCUGCGUCAACGCGCCCAUGAUCCAGGUCAACGACGACUACUACGAGGACUUGCAGGCCAAGGACGUCGACGAGCUGCUGGACGCGUUCCGGCGCGGCGAGAGGCCCAAACCCGGCCCGCGCAGCGGCCGCUUCUCGUGCGAGCCGGCCAACGGCCUGACGUCGCUCACCGAGCCGCCCAAGGGGCCCGGCUUCAAGGUGCGACCCGACCUGUAGUAGCAAAACAACCACGAGUGUCUUAUAUUAAAGAAAAUCUGUAAGUGCGCGACCCCUCCCGAAAACAUGA
Messenger RNA from Dermacentor andersoni, 1297 nucleotides. RefSeq names its product NADH dehydrogenase ubiquinone (gene ND-24). The record is from RefSeq and is a predicted model, not a curated record. Gene Ontology annotation, biological process: mitochondrial electron transport, NADH to ubiquinone. NCBI's taxonomy places the organism in Eukaryota, Metazoa, Arthropoda, Arachnida, Ixodida, Ixodidae. Gene Ontology annotation, molecular function: NADH dehydrogenase activity. Gene Ontology annotation, cellular component: respiratory chain complex I.